UGGGGCUUUUUUCUUCGGCGCGCAAGCACGAAAUGCGUGCGCGCCGGCCGCCCCAUGGCUGCAGUCCUGAGCCUGAGAUCGUCGCCUUCGCUCCCGCAAUGUCCGGCCCAGGUAGUUUUCCCUCCCACGCCUCGUGAGGACUUGCCUCUUGGGCGCACCUUGGCCCUCAGCGCCUUUGCCGCGGCUCACGGCUCUUGCAAAGCGGCGAAGCGAGCUGCAAGGCUUCGGCGUGCUGCGAUGUGGCUCGGCUGCUUGCACGGGCUUGCCGAGCGGCUGCCGCAGCACUCGACAGUGUACCUCACAGGUCUGUCGCCGGACCUGGAGGGCGAGCCCUGCGAGGUGCUGGGCUUUGACCCCAGCGCCAAGAGGUGGCUUUUGCGCUUCCUCCACCCUCGCUUUGAGAACCAGAGCUGCCAGGUACCGGAGCAGUGUUUCACCUUCGGCUACUGCGUGCAGCCCGGCGCGGCCGCUCUUGGCGGGUCCGCAGCGCCGGGCGGUGCGGCGCGGGAGGCGAAGCGGCGCCCGGGGCUGGGCCGCGGCUUGGAGGCGGCGGAGCAGCUGGAGCAGGGCCAGGUAAUCUUUGAGGAGUGCCCUUUCCUCAUCACCGCGGACGACGUGAACGAAGUCUGCCGUGCCUACUUCAAGAUGCGCGCGGCCAGUGGUGAUUCCCCAGGCGCCUUGGACGCCUUCAACCGUCUCUCUGCUGGGGAGCACUUCUCCCAGGAGGCCGUGCAGCGCUGCGAGGCCCAAGCGGCGCAGGUGUGGCAGGCGGCCACGUCGCGCGCGGCGUCGCCCCUGGAGCUGCGGCAGAUCGCGGAGGUCCUGCGACGCUGGGAGGCCAACCGCUUCCUGCAGGGCGCCGGGGGCGCCGGUCGCGGUCGCGCCGGCCGCUACGCGCUCUUUAGCUGGGUGAGCCUGCUGAACCACUCCUGCCAGCCCAGCGCGAUGCUGGACAGCCUCAGCGCCUUGCAGUCGGGCGCCCUGCCUGAGGACGGCAAGAGCCGCGUCAAGGCGUUGAGAGGACUUGCGCCGGGCGAGGCGAUUUGCAUCAACUACGGGCCACCUGAGUUGCUGGAAUGGGAUGUAGCGCGCCGACGGGAGUACCUCCAGCGGCAGAAUGGCUUCACCUGCCGCUGUCCCCGCUGCCUCACCGAGGCCAAGGCCAAGCCACAAGGGGAGGAGAAAUCAGACCUUGUUUCCUCUGUGGCGGAGUGCAGCUACACGUGA
This is a messenger RNA of Effrenium voratum, 1227 nucleotides long. Lineage: Eukaryota; Dinophyceae; Suessiales; Symbiodiniaceae. The record is from the annotation of a GenBank genome assembly.